Oncorhynchus keta (chum salmon) is the source of this 2514-nucleotide messenger RNA. RefSeq names its product GTPase IMAP family member 9-like. Gene Ontology annotation, molecular function: GTP binding. NCBI's taxonomy places the organism in Eukaryota, Metazoa, Chordata, Actinopteri, Salmoniformes, Salmonidae. The transcript has 2 exons. The record is from RefSeq and is a predicted model, not a curated record. The coding region runs from base 243 to 1898 and encodes 551 amino acids.
UAUGACAAGGAGGGAUCAUUACACAUGAACACUGCAUUAUACAAAUAUGCAUUAUUUCAGGAAUGCUGUGCUCCUACAUUUAUAUGUGCAAGCCAAGAGUUAAUACUUUGAGAGAUUUGUAUUUAGCCACAUUCGACAUAACACAUGCAGGUUUCAACACGUCAUCCCUUCACACAGCUAAAUAGACUGUUUUAAGUUCACAUUCUGUCAUUUGAGCAGAGGAUACUUGUCUUCAUGAGAAGAUGUCUUCAUUGUCUGAGUCAAACCCAAUGAGGAUUGUGCUGCUGGGGAAAACGGGAAGUGGCAAAAGCAGUGCAGGAAACACCAUCUUUGGAGGAGAUGAAGAGUUCAAGAUAGACAGUUCAGCCAAGUCCGGAACGCAAAAGUGUGAAGCAAAGACCAAGAUCAUCAAUGGAAGAAAGGUCACUGUAGUAGACACACCUGGACUCUUUGACACAAACAUCCCUGAAGAGGAGCUGAAACCUGAACUAGUGAAAUGUAUUGUAGAGUGUGCUCCGGGUCCACAUGCCUUUCUCAUUGUGCUUAAAGUGGAAAAGUACACAGUCCUCGAGGAAAGAGUCAUCACACAAAUCGAGAACCUUUUUUCACGAAAUAUCUUUAAUUAUGCCACAGUUCUCUUCAUUUACGGUGACCAGCUUCAUGAAGGAACAACUAUUCAGGAUUUUGUGAAAACAAAUAAGAAACUGAGUGAGCUUGUGGAGAAAUGUGGUGGCCGCUGUCACGUCAUUGACAACAAACACUGGAAUACCAGUCAGCAGGGUCAGUACAGGAACAACCAGUACCAAGUAGCAGAGUUACUCAACACCAUAGAGAGAGAGGGCGGAGGAAGAUGCUACACCAAUGAGAUGCUUCAAGCAGUGCAUGGAGUCAUACAAGCAGAGAAAGAGAGUCUUAGAGAGUCAAACAGCCAGAUGUCAGAGGAAGAGAACGAAAAACUAGCCAAGGAAAGAGCGAGAAAGAAACUCCUGAUCAAGUUGUCAGGGGUAGCAACAGGUGUAGUGGUAGGAGCGUUCCUUGGGGUUGUAGGGUCAUUAGCAGUAGUACUUUCUCUCUUAAGUAGUAUAGGAGCAGCAGCAAAAGCAGCAGCGGCAAAAGCAGCAGCGGGAGCAGCAGGAGGAGUAGCAGGAGGAGUAGCGGGAGGAGGAGUAACGGCAGCAGCAGGAGGAGUAGCGGGAGGAGGAGUAACGGCAGCAGCAGGAGGAGUAGCAACAGCAGCAGGAGUAGCAGGAGGAGGAGUAACGGCAGCAGCAGGAGGAGUAGCGGGAGCAGCAGGAGGACUAGCAACAGCAGCAGGAGUAGCAGAAGGAGUAGCAGCAGCAGGAGGAGUAGCAGCAGCAGCAGGAGGAGUAGCGGCAGCAGCAGGAGGAGUAGCGGGAGGAGUAGCAGCAGGAGGAUUAGCAACAGCAGCAGGAGUAGCAGAAGGAGUAGCAGCAGCAGGAGGAGUAGCAGCAGCAGCAGGAGGAGUAGCGGCAGCAGCAGGAGGAGUAGCGGGAGGAGUAGCAGCAGGAGGAUUAGCAGCAGCAGGAGGAGAAGCAGCAGCAGCAGGAGUAGCAGGAGCAGUAGCAGGAGGAGUAUCUGGAGGAGGCGCACCAGCAGGAGCAGCAGUAGGAGGAGCUGGGGCAAACAUUGGAGUGGGUACAGGGUUAGGCAUAGCUGUUGGUGUGAUAGCAUUAUUAGCAGGAGGAAUAGGAGGGGGCAUAGUUGGAGCUGGUGCAGCAGAGGAUGCACAGACACCAGGAGAGGCAGUAAAGAAAGCAGCUGAGGCAGUCUGUGAGGUGGGUAAGUAUAUGUUGGAGGGGGGUAAAGGUAUUUUGGACAGUGUAAGAGGUGUGUCAGAGGGGUACAGCAAACUGAGUUUGAGUGAAGAAAAGAAGUAGCAGGAGCACUCUAGGUAUUCAGAAAACACAAGUGAAAUGAGUGAAUGAGUGUUAACAACCUCUGUUUCAAUAGUUUACUAAACACAACAGUCAGUACCAUACCACAGAAGAAGAAAAACUGUUCAAACAAAUCAAACCUUAUAACAUGUCAUUGUUUUAACAUAAUUAUAAUAGCACAUUUUUUAUUUCAGUGUUUUUAACAGAAUUACAGUAGCAAAUGUUUGAUUCCAAUGUUAUACAGAAUUACAGUAGCAAAUGUUUGAUUGCUAUUUUCAAAUGAUUAAAUGAAAAUGUCCUUUCAAUGUAAAUGAUGUAAACACAUUAUACUGUAUAUGUAACUGAUGUGAAAUGGCUAGCUAGUUAGUGGUGGUCUGCACUAAUAGUGUUUCAAUCGGUGAUGUCACUUGCUCUGAGACCUUGAAGUAGUAGUUCCCCUUGCUCUGCAAGGGCCGUGGCUUUUGUGGAGCGAUGGGUAACGAUGCUUCGUGGGUGACUGUUGUUGAUGUGUGCAGAGGGUCCCUGGUCCGAGCGAGGGAACGGACUAAAAUUAUACUGUUCCAUUUUUAACAUGCAUGACUACAUCUCUGUUGUUAUAAUGUUGUAUGAGUUGAAUAAA